AUUGGUACUUUAGAGGGAAUGAACAGUGAACGUGAACGGACGAACGUAUGAGUGCUAGCAUUGCGUCUAGUAGUAAUAAACAAAUUAUUUUCGACAUGUUAGUAGAGAAGAUAUCGAAAUAUGUAAAUGACGCGAGUCAGGUUUACAAGGCAUUAAACGGAGUAUUGUUGAUAUACAAGCCUCCACUAAUGUACUUCAAUACUAUGAGAGAUACUGUAAUCCAAAACUUAUGCAGAGAUUUAAAUGAUUUGAAAGUACGACCACCGAUGAAAUACAUAGCUAUAGAGGGUCAAGUAAAUAAACAGAUGAAACUUGUCGUUCGCGAUAGUUUUGCUGACCAUCCGUUAGUUGUAGGCCCUCGUUAUCAACCAAAUGACUUCAGAUUAGGUGCUACGAAAAUCAUGCGUCCAGAUGUGUCUGGUAUAUUAGUUUGCGGACUUAACAAGGGUAAUCGGAUGAUCCACAAAUUGAAGGAAUCCAAAUGUUUAAGGUUUUAUAGAGUAAAGGGAUUGUUAGGGCAAGCAACAGAUACUUAUUUUCAUACUGGAAAAAUAGUAGAGAAGUCUGCAUUUCAGCAUGUAAGACGUGGUCAUCUCGAUAAAAUAUGCAGCUCAAUGCAAUCUUCCCAUCAAAGGAAAAUGUUUGACCUUUGUGGGGUUGACAUUCAAAGUCAAGCUGCAUACGAAUUAGCACUUAGAGGUCCAAUUAGACCAGCAAAUUCCAAUAUUCCUAUGAUAUAUACGAUUAAAUGUGUAGACUUUUCACCUCCAGAAUUUACGCUAGAGAUUGUAUGCACAAAUGAGUAUGAUAUGUAUCUGAAAACUAUAAUUCACGAUUUAGGGAUGCAGCUUCGUAGUUGCGCUACCUGCACGCAAAUACUUUGUGUGCAGGAUGGUUUGUUUAAUAUAAAGCACGCGUUGUUGCAAAAGCAUUGGACUUUAGAAGAAAUCGUUAGUAAUGUGCAAUUUUGCAGACAGGUCAUUGAACAAAAUGAAGAUGUAUUGCUUCAAGAUGUUCCCGAACUAAAAGAACCUGUCGACAGCGAAGAUCCUAUCAUUGAGCACGCUUAAAUAAAUAUAUUAAACCAAU
Molecule: messenger RNA, 1089 nt
Organism: Ceratina calcarata
Lineage: Eukaryota; Metazoa; Arthropoda; Insecta; Hymenoptera; Apidae
Product: mitochondrial mRNA pseudouridine synthase Trub2
Exons: 4
Coding region: 48-1070 (340 amino acids)
Biological process (GO): pseudouridine synthesis; RNA processing
Molecular function (GO): pseudouridine synthase activity; RNA binding
Source: RefSeq, a predicted model, not a curated record